Messenger RNA from Mollisia scopiformis, 1714 nucleotides. RefSeq lists its product as uncharacterized. Bases 200 to 1714 code for a protein of 504 amino acids. Lineage: Eukaryota; Fungi; Ascomycota; Leotiomycetes; Helotiales; Mollisiaceae. The transcript is spliced from 6 exons. Gene Ontology annotation, molecular function: oxidoreductase activity. The record is from RefSeq and is a predicted model, not a curated record.
GUGAAGUUCCGGCUAGGACUAUCAAGGCCAGUAAGAGUGAUGGUGAAGCUGUUGUUAGCUUUAGAUAUGUUCAUUGAGUGUUGCUGGUUGAGGUCCUUUCUGCUUUGAGUUUGCGACUCGAGACGAUUGCGUGGUGUGGCUCGACCAAUGGGUCUCAUUUUAUGAUAGAGUGUUGAUGCUGGUGUGAUACAAUGGUACCAUGUGGCACCAUAUUCGCUCUCCAUUCUCUUCGCAGUCUGAAAUUAAACACAGCACGGAGCAGGAUUGCUGGAUUGCUGUGAGCUCGAAGGUAUGGGAUGUUACCGACUUCUUGAGCAUACAUCUAGGAGGCCCUGCAGUCAUCCUGAAAUAUGCCGGAGGAGAUGCGACAGAAGCGUAUGAGGAAAUCCACGCACCAGGAAUUCUCGAAGAAACACUCGACCAGUCCAAGUUCAUUGGCAAUCUUGCGGCUUCAAUCGACAUCCCUCAAGCAGCCACAGUUCCAAAAGCCACAGAAAACGUUCAGAAUGAAGAGAUUCCUGAGCCGAUACGAGAGUCGGUCAAAGUUGAGACUACACCGUAUCAAAAACCACCACUCUUCACCCUCAUCUCAGCGCCCGACUUCACCGCCGUAGCAGAACAAGCUCUCACGCCAAAAGCAUGGGCAUUCUACUCCUCAGCAGCAACAGACCUCAUCACCCAUCGCCUAAACAAAGCCCUUGUCCGACGGAUCAUGAUGCGGCCGAGAAUUCUGCGGAACGUCAAAAGCGUCUCCAUCAAGCGCAAAGUUCUUGGGCACGACUCUUCAGCACCGUUUUUCAUCUCGCCUGCAGCGAUGGCAAGACUAGCACAUAAGGAUGGAGAGCUGGCACUUGCGCGAGGAGCUUCGAAAGAGGGGAUCAUUCAGUGUAUCUCGAGCAAUGCCUCGUAUCCACUAGGGAGUAUUGUUGGAGCUGGGCACAAAGGUCAAUCGUUCUUUCUGCAACUGUACGUCAAUUCAGAGCGGGAGAAAACGGCCGAGCUGCUGCGCAAGGCCCGAGAUUUGGGUAUCAAGGCCAUUUUUGUGACUGUCGAUGCACCCGUUGCUGGGAAGCGAGAAGCAGAUGAGCGACUAGCUGCUGAGAAUGUGGCAUCGGCUGUCAGUGGUGCGGUCGCGGGUAAUGACAAGAAGGGUGGAGGUAUGGGGAGACUCAUGGCGCAGUAUGUGGAUAAGGAACUGGUUUGGGAGGACAUCAGUUGGAUUAAGCAGGUGUCUGGACUGCCAGUUGUGUUGAAAGGUGUCCAAAGCGCUGCAGAUGCUCAGCUAGCUGUCAAGUAUGGAUGCAAGGGGAUCAUGGUCAGCAAUCAUGGAGGAAGGACUCUGGAUGGAGCACAGCCAUCUAUAUUGGUACUUCUCGAGAUCCACCAGAUUUGUCCCGAGGUCUUGGACAAGUUGGAGGUUUUCGUUGACGGCGGCUUCGAGCGAGGGUCUGAUAUUCUUAAGGCACUUGCCCUUGGAGCUACGGCUGUCGGCGUGGGAAGACCAUAUUUGUACUCUCUGAUGUAUUCUACAGACGGUGUGGAGCAUCUUACACAAAUUUUGAAGGACGAGCUCGAGACAGCAAUGAAGUUAUGUGGGAUUACGAGCAUUGACGAAGCACAUCCCGGUCUCCUCAACACGCGGGAUAUUGACCACCUUGUGUCUAAUGGUGAUACACAUCCACAUAUCAAGUGGAAGCCAAGAUCGAGAUUGUAA